Ambispora gerdemannii is the source of this 206-nucleotide messenger RNA. Lineage: Eukaryota; Fungi; Glomeromycota; Glomeromycetes; Archaeosporales; Ambisporaceae. The record is from the annotation of a GenBank genome assembly.
AUGCCAACGUCAGAAUCCAUUGUUAUCCAGAUACAUAAACCCGAGCCGGCAGUUUCUAAAAAACGCGUAGAUUCAAUGUCACAAUGCGGUUCGAAAAUCGAUGACUUUCAAACAUCCGUUCAAAACGCAACACCACCACGAACAGUUGAGCACACAGAUCCAGUACCGCUAUUGUUAUGCGAUCCAGCGCAGCAUGGCAGUCUAUG